GAGGAGAGAGAGACACACACAGAGACAGGGAGAAGAGAGAGAAGAGAGAGAGAGAGAGAGAUGGCUAAGGAGGGAACCGUUUGAGUUUCCGUUUUUUCAGUUAUUAUAUGAAGGUUUACCCACAGCAAUGGUGUCGGACCAAGAAAUAUCAAGCAGCGUUGAGUCUCUGCUCCGUCAAUCGGAUCCUCGCAGUUUUACCUCCCUUAACGGCGUCGUUCAGCAGUUGGAAGCGAAGCUAGGGUUAAGCCUCGCCCACAAGGCUGGCUUCAUCAGAGACCAGAUCGAUCAUCUUCUCCGAUCACAAGUCCAACAACACGCUCCGAAGGACCAUUUUGCCCUUCAACAGCACCCUCAAUAUCAGAACACCCAUCCCCAAAUCCCUCAACAUUUCGCCCUUCCUGUCCACCGUCACGAGGAGCUCAACUUCCGAGGUGCUCCUCCUCCGGCGCAGCUACAGCCCCUACCGGUGACCAAAGCUAAUGCUUUUAUCCAGAAUGUCGUUGCUCUACCUGCCCCUGAAAUACCCAAAGAAAGUGCUCCAACUGGAACCAAAAGGAGAGGUGGCCCGGGAGGGCUCAACAAAGUUUGUGGUGUUUCACCUGAACUCCAGGCCAUUGUUGGUGAGCCAGCCCUGCCAAGGACCCAGAUUGUGAAGCAAUUAUGGGCUUACAUAAGAAAAAACAAUCUCCAAGAUCCAAGCAAUAAGAGAAAGAUAAUUUGCAAUGAUGAGCUGCGUUUGGUGUUUGAAACAGACUGUACUGACAUGUUCAAGAUGAAUAAACUGCUAGCCAAGCAUAUUAUCCCUCUUGAACCCUCAAAAGAGUCAGGUAAAGAUUCUAAGAGGAUAAAGCUAGACAUGGAGUCUGCAACUGAAAGUAUCGAAGCUGGUGAAUCUUCCGUGAUAAUAUCUGUUGCACUUGCCCAAUUUUUUGGCACUGGGGAAAGGGAAAUGCUUCAAUCGGAAGCUGUAAAUCGUGUUUGGGAUUACAUAAAAGUUAACCAGCUGGAGGACCCCCUAAACUCGAUGGCGAUACUUUGUGAUGCAAAGCUUCAUGAACUUAUUGGAUGUGAAAGCAUUUCUGCAUUGGGUAUGUCAGAGAUUCUGGUGCGCCAUUUCUUCAAACGAUCAUGAUGUCCUCUAGUGUUGACUGGUGUAAAGCAUCGAUGCUGACUAGUCAGUUCUUACAGUAGAGCAGAUACUUUUAAGAAGAUAUCAUUUGGAUUUUAUGUGCUGUGAUUGAUUAGAUGCUAAGUUGUUCUUCAGACUCAUUUAUGAGCAAGAUGAAAGUAUACUCUGGGCCAAUGGUGAGGAAUAUGUUGUGUAGUUAAAGCCAUGGUCCUGGAUUCAGGUUUUCUCACUGAGUAUCUUAGGGUA
Molecule: messenger RNA, 1375 nt
Organism: Telopea speciosissima
Lineage: Eukaryota; Viridiplantae; Streptophyta; Magnoliopsida; Proteales; Proteaceae
Exons: 7
Coding region: 128-1132 (334 amino acids)
Cellular component (GO): nucleus
Source: RefSeq, a predicted model, not a curated record